GAGAAGAGAGAGAAAAUGAAAUGGGGCCCUUCUGAGCUUGGACACAAAGCCACUGGUGCCAUGCUUUUCCUUCCCUCCAUGAAGAAGAAGACAGCUCUGCUUGCCAGCAGCUCUCCAGAUGGGGACAUGCUCCAGGAACACUGGCUUGUAGAUGACAUGUUUUCCUUUGAGAAUAUUGGAUUCACCAAGGAUGUUGGGAAUGUAAAGUUCCUCAUAUGUGCAGACUGUGAGAUCGGGCCAAUUGGCUGGCACUGCCUCGAUGAUAAGAAGAGCUUCUACAUAGCCUUGGACCGUGUUUCUCAUGAGUAGCAUCCGGAGUAAAGCUCAGACUCUUUGCAAGGCCAUCACAGCUUGUGUCCAGGAUUCUUUGGUGCAAUCAUUCCAUGGCUCGUAAUGUACCAACAUGAAGCCAGAGGCACUUGCUCAUGGACUUGAACAUCUCAUGGAUUCACCUUAACAGCUCAUUUCAAGCAAUGGGCAAUUAUUGUUACAUACAGUGCAUUACAGCUUCCUCCCAUUGUAACACGGGAGUGGCAAUUCCAGUGUUCUCAUUUCUGAUUUUUAGUCCCCACUCAUGGGCAGUCUCAGCUCCUGAAGUGUAAAAUGUGAGUAUAACUCUUGUCACCACAAUGUUUUUUAAUUUAAAUUUUGAUUGGAACAUUGUGAUGUAUUUCAAAGAAAAUGUUCCUCCCUUCUGGAGGAAGCUAACUGGGAACUGCACCUUUGAGAGAACAGCUAACUAGAUAGAACCUUGCCCACUUUCUCAGGCAUUUUGCCCAAUUUUAGUGGGUUUUCACUUAUGUUUUGGACUACAGGGUUUGCCAUAUGUAAACGUUUACAACCAGGGCAACUUUAUCCCUCCUUCAGAAAAAAUUGCUUUCCCGCUUUCAUUUACAGUUUGAAUUGUUCAUGAACUGGCAGUGAAAGAUGGCCUGAGCUGGCACUGAUGUGUAGGAUUAAUUUUGCAGGAAGUGUAAGGAAGUUUUCUGUGUAAGAGAAAAUUCAUAGUAAAACUGCAAGAACUAAAUGUACUCACACUGCUAUAAUCAAUAUUUAUGUUCUAUUAAAUAUAUUCGAUGUUUCUCAGUGCAAAGUUUGUAUUGCCUUUAUCUAUAGAAACUUGAAAGGAGGAGGACGGUAAAGUACUUACAGAUUUUUGCAAGUUUGUAUUGCUUGCUGUAGACUGGCUGAUCAUGCUGCAAGAACAUUUGAUUUGGAAUCAGCCAUGAAGUUUAUUAAAGACUUUCCAGACUUGUGAUUGUGAAACUUUCUUGAAGUUAGAACAUUCUGCCUUAAUACAAAAGUCAAGUUCUUAAUGUACUGCACAGAAAACAAGUGGAAACAAUGUCAGCAAAUACGGUCCUCUGUGGAUCGGAUAAUUACAAAAUUAGCUCAUUUAAAUAAAUGAUUUUUUUUGUGCUUAUUUAAAUGUGAUUUAAAUCAGUCCACCCUAUUCAAGCAUAAGGGUCCCUCAGUCUCUCUUGUUAAAGCUGUUCCACUGUGGAUAAUGAAAGAGACAUUGGAUCAGAAGGACUGAAUCCUACGUCUCCCACAUCCUGGAAGAGUGCUGUAGAGUUUUUCUUACUGGAACUUGUGAGUGCUGCCAAGGUGACACUGUGUUUGGUAUGUGCUAUAGGCGCUACCUGGGUUUCUGUUUGUCUGGUUUUGUUAUGUAACCGUUUGUAUCUUUAUUUUAGGGGCAGUGUUGGUUCUCCCUUUCUCUUGGGAAAUGGGUGUGUGUGUGUGUGAUUUCUCCAAAAGAUCCACUACAGAUGGGUUUAGGGGUUUGACCUGCAAGCAUGGAUGGUAUUCAGUGGGUGCUUGCUGUAAAGUUCUUGAUUGUGCUAAUCUAAAAUCUGCCUCUCAAAUAAGUACACUUACUGUGAAUCAUUUGGUACAGAAGGGACUCUGACUUACGGAGUCUUUUGUUCAAGUUUUUUCCUUGUUUACUCCUGCUAAUAAAAGUAAUUUUUCCAGUGUC
This is a messenger RNA of Pelodiscus sinensis (Chinese soft-shelled turtle), 1981 nucleotides long. Lineage: Eukaryota; Metazoa; Chordata; Testudines; Trionychidae. The record is from RefSeq and is a predicted model, not a curated record.